CAAUAGCAUGCAAUUAUCUUGUUUGCAAUAAUCAAGUAUCCCAACUUUGAACAUGCACAUAGCCUGAAGAUAAUCCAGCAAAAUAAUUUACAAAUAGUUCUUGCUUUGACACCAAAUUAUCUGCACUUUAAUUUUAGCAGCUUCAUGGGAAAUAAUCAUAUCCAUGAGGCCUUCUUAAUGUUUGUACAAAUUCUCUCUGCUAACCACCAUUCGCCUGAAACCAAGGUUGACCAAACGUCGCCGCUAAUUCCCGUUCAAAUACAACAAACACUUCUGGCAGUACAUGAUAUUGCUCACCAAUCUUCUACAAGCUCCGGAAUUAGAACAAGAACCCUUACCACCCGGUAUAUAUGAUAGCUAGUGUAUGCUGUAUAUAUUUUUCGCUGAAUAUUGGGAUGAACUCGUGAGAACUAGUGUAUGCUCUAUGCCACGAUACGAAAGAUAUGUGAUGAUCAUUAGGUGGAGGAAAGACUGCCAAGUCCUUAAGGUCCAUGCUCUAGUCUCUACCCAUUCCAGGGGCUGAAUUUACCAGUUCCCGAUUGAAUGCAGCAAGCCCCCCUCAUGGGCGAAGUAUAAUUAUUUUGAACGUCAAAAACUACCAAAAUAGAAAAUAGUGCUAAAGAAAGGAAGUCCAUCAACCAUAGGACCUAAACUUAGUGGCAAGUAGAAAAGCUGAUUUCGCGUUUUGGGCAGUAUACAAACAUCAACAUCAUAGCUCAAGUGGUAUAGUUAGGGAGGACAUAAGCUUUCAGAUGCAGAUUCGAUUCUGCAAUCCAGAAAAAUACCACCCUUUCCUCUCUCCCAGUCGCCCCUCCCCUCGACCAACAAAAAUAACAAUCAAGUUUUAUUUCAUUUGAUAAAGUCAGCUACAUGGAUUAUAGUAGGCAGUUAAACUUCGUAAUAAAUCAAAUUCUCCCCUCCUUGUACCAAAAGAAAAAAAAAAUCAACAUCAUGAAACCCCAAUGAUAAACUCAAAUACAGAUUAUCCAAAUUUAAGGGAAUCAAAAUAUGAAAAUAAAUAUAUAUCUAUGUGCUAGUUAACAUUUCCAAUAUUAUAGUUAAACAACAGAAAAAAGGUUUAAUAAGAUGCUCACAAAACUAAGAAAGAAACUCGUAGCAUUCAAGUAAUAUUAUGGGUCGUCAAACAAGGUUCAUCGACAGCACAAGGUGAGUAAUCCUUUGGAUUGCCGGGUCAACAUACACCUUGGCAAUAUUUGUGAAGAUUCAUAUCUCUCAGAUCCAGUUAUUAGUUUGUCAAUAUGCAUCUUCUGCGCAGGUGGCAAUAUGAAGAAAAUUUUUUUUUCUUCCGUGUCCUAGAAAAUUCUCGCAUAUUCCAUUGACUCAGAUUUUUUGACAUUCUUAGUCAUAAAUUUAUAAAGAAUGGACAAUGGCUGCUCAGAAUGACAUCAUUGUAAGAAAUAUAAAAUAAGAUAAGACGGAGAGAAACAAAAAAAUGGUGUUGUUCAAGAGUGUUUUAUAAAUAAUAUAACUUCUAACCCCUACCUAAUCAAAUUGUUAAUUGUCUUCACAUACGGCCAAAAACAGUAUGUGGAGAGAAUAUCAUUUGAGGGUUACAUGGGAUGCCCCGUUUUCACUUCCAGAGGCUGUAGCAGUAGUAUUAAUGUGUAUGACAAUCCAACGGGCCAGGGAGGUUUAUUCCUUAACCCCACACCCAUGCCCAAAGUUUCGAAAAACUGAAUGAAAAACACUUUCGAUCUAAAUAUUUAUGGGUUGAAUUGGUCAGUAUAAAAGGAAUAAAAAUUGCAAUCAGAAUGGCAAGUCUAAAUGGGAAAUCAGUCAGCAAAUUAACAAAUCCUUUGGAAUCAGGUAUCGUUCUUUUACAGUUGAAUUGGUUAGAACUUACCUUUUCUCUACCUCAUCAGUUUCCACUUUCCAGUCCAAUUGAAUAGUCAUAGCAUAAUAUAGCCCUCGAGUCCCGAGUCUUCGCUGAAAGUGCUUCGCCACCAUAUUCGAAAAACGCCAUAGGUGACUAUUUCAUAUCCCUCUCCAUCCUCUCAUUUUCAAUGUCCCACCUUCCUCGUCACACUCACACCCCAACCAACAAGCAUGCCACACAUAUAUUUAUCAAUAACAACAACAAUAAUAUAAUCUAAACAAAGAGGGUAAGAAGCAUCAAACACCCUCCUUCCAACAAGUACCCUUAUUUCUCCAACAAAUUUGACACCUCAAAGGUCCAAAGCCGGAACAGAAGAGAGGAAUUCAGGUUAAGGUUCACCUCCACAGCAUGGAUAGGUUGGUGAAACCAGAAGCAAAGGAAGUGGAGCUGAUCUACCAAAGGGGCCAAAAGUGCAGCUCCUCCUUCAAGCUCAGCAACCUCAUGCACACCAUGUCAGUGGCAGUGUCCCUAACCACCUCAAACCCUCUGUUCUCCAUCAACAAACCCUUCUCCAUAAUUCCCCCACUCUCUUCUGCAUCCUACACCCUCCAACUCUCUCACCCUUCUCACCAACCCCCUCUCUCCGACCCUCCCGACAUCAUCACCGUCCGAACCUCCAUGCUCCCCACCGGCAAGGCCCACGCCGACGACCUCCGCCGCCUCUUCUCUAAACCCGGACCACACGUCUUCCGCGACGCCGUUAUAACCGUUUCCCUCAUCGGCCCUCACGUCGCAGAGUUCCUCAUCCCCCGAACCCCCGAAAACCGCAACCUCUUCAUCAGAGCCAUAUCCGCAUGCACGAAAUCACAGCUCACGAGACUGCUGAGAUACGCCGUUGAAUGCGGGCGCGCCGACGCCGUCGCCGAUUUGGUCGAUGCCGGCGGGGAGACGAACGGAGAAUCCUUCAUGCUUCUCGCAAUUAUGGCAGGGAGGCUGGACAUGGUGAAGCUUCUGGAAGGUUCAGGAUGCGGAAUCGAUUAUAACGAGCUGGUUCUGCACGAGGCGGCGGCGAAGAACCGAAUUGACGUGAUGGAGUUUUUGUUGGAGCGUUACGGCGAGGAAUUGGAGGUGAAUUCGGUGGAUUCAGAAGGGAGAACUCCGAUACACGUGGCGGCGAGGGAGGGGUACGAGAGGGUGAUCGAGUUUUGCGUUUCGAUGGGAGGGAACCCUAAUUGCGUGGAUUCGAAGGGGUGGACCCCACUCCAUUUCGCGGCGUGGAAAGGGCACGUGAAGGCCGUUGAGUGUUUGUUGGAAUGCUCCAACGUAAAGUACGCCAGGGAUAGGGCGGGGAAAACGGCGUUUUCUGUUGCGGAGGAGGGUGAGAACUCGCCCACGCGCACUCGCUUGCUUGAUUUGCUGUUUUGGGGCGACGCGCUGCUCCGUGCGGCGAGGGUUGACGAUGUCCAUGAAAUAAAACGGUGUAUAGGGGAAGGCGCCUGUGUGAACGGGAGGGAUCAGAAUGGGUGGACACCGUUGCAUUGGGCUGCGUUUAAGGGUCGAAUAAAGAGCGUUAAGGUUUUGCUUGAACAUGGUGCGGUGGUUGAUUCUGCUGAUGAUGCUGGGUACACUCCUUUGCAUUGUGCUGCCGAGGCUGGCCACUUGCAAGUUGCUCUGUUUUUGAUAUCUCAUGGUGCCUCUCAAGCCAAUCUUAAGUCGUUUCCUCAUGUUGCCUUUUACUCUUUUCAAAAGCAUGUCUCUCAUGAUUGUAAAGCUAAGACUAGAGUUUAAUUUAACCCCCACAGUGUGCGCAAUCUUCUCUCUGUAUAUAUACAGUGAUGUAAUCAAGUUCCUAUCCCUGUUCAUUGUUUCCUGCUGCUGCUUAUUUUUUGGGUAUGUCAAAUGAUAUGCAAAUUAAGUUCCUUUUUCGUGGACUGAAUGAGAGACAGGAAAGGAAG
Abrus precatorius (Indian licorice) is the source of this 3792-nucleotide messenger RNA. RefSeq names its product serine/threonine-protein phosphatase 6 regulatory ankyrin repeat subunit B-like. NCBI's taxonomy places the organism in Eukaryota, Viridiplantae, Streptophyta, Magnoliopsida, Fabales, Fabaceae. Bases 2246 to 3625 code for a protein of 459 amino acids. The transcript has a single exon. Gene Ontology annotation, molecular function: protein binding. The record is from RefSeq and is a predicted model, not a curated record.